This is a messenger RNA of Dermochelys coriacea (leatherback sea turtle), 3519 nucleotides long. RefSeq names its product hydroxysteroid 11-beta dehydrogenase 1 (gene HSD11B1). The coding region runs from base 390 to 1271 and encodes 293 amino acids. Gene Ontology annotation, biological process: steroid catabolic process. The record is from RefSeq and is a predicted model, not a curated record. The transcript is spliced from 6 exons. Gene Ontology annotation, molecular function: steroid binding; 11-beta-hydroxysteroid dehydrogenase (NADP+) activity. NCBI's taxonomy places the organism in Eukaryota, Metazoa, Chordata, Testudines, Dermochelyidae. Gene Ontology annotation, cellular component: intracellular membrane-bounded organelle; endoplasmic reticulum membrane.
CCCACCUUCAGUAGGCAGUCUCCAAUGCUCCCUACAGUGAAAUUUGAUGCUUUCCAGCAAAGGCACACCUCUUUCAGGGUGUUGUGCAAAAUUCUGUAUUUUAACAUAGGGACAGAAAAUAUUAAAUAAGCUGGCCAGACCCCAAAGCGAAGCUGUCACUUAGGCUGAGAUUCAUCAACUCUGAAGAGGAGCAAAUUAAAGGUUUUGAUGGACCCAUCAAUCCCACCACUGUGAUUUUCCAAAGGUAGAACCUUUGGGGAGCUGCAGUCAUUUCACUAACAGGUUUUUAAAGGGUAGACAUUGGUGCUUCUGCCUGGAGCAGAUCUGCGGAGGAGUUGUUUUUUUCCUUCUUCUUUCAUGCUUUAUUAUUUCCUGAUUUCUGCAGUGGGAUGGGUCUGUUGAGAAAGAUUUUCAUUCCCUUUGUAGGAUUGGUCUUGGCCCUCUGUUUUUAUUCAGCAAGGGAGGAUUUUAAACCUGAGAUGUUGAAAGGGAAGCGAGUGAUAGUCACUGGAGCAAGCACUGGAAUUGGAGAGCAAAUGGCUUAUCACCUGGCGCGGAUGGGAGCCCAUGUUCUGGUCACAGCACGGACAGAAGCCAAGCUUCAGAAAAUCAUCACCCGGUGUCUGGAGCUGGGGGCAGCCUCCGCGCAGUAUGUGAGCGGCAGUAUGGAGGACAAGGCCUUUGCCGAGCAUGUGGUGAAGGAGGCUGAAGUAGUGCUGGGAGGCCUAGACAUGCUGAUUCUCAACCACGUUGGCAACUCGUACUUUAACUAUUUCGACGGCGACGUGGGACACGUGCAGAAGCUGCUGAAGAUUAACUUUCUCAGCUACGUGGCCAUGACUGUCUCUGCCCUGCCCAAGCUGAAAGACAGCGUGGGCAGCAUCGUGGUGGUUUCAUCCAUGGCAGGUAAAGUUGGGUUUCCAUUUACUGCUCCCUACUCUGCAACAAAGUUUGCCCUGGAUGGGUUUUUCAGCUCCCUGCGGCAGGAAUUAAUCAUUCAGAAGGUUGAUGUUUCCAUCACGCUCUGUAUACUCGGCUUCAUUGAUACAGAAAGUGCCAUGAAAGCAGCUUCCGAUGUGGUGCUGGUGUCCCCUGCGCCGAAGGAGGAGUGUGCACUGGAAAUCAUCAAGGCGGGAGCCCUACGCCAACGGGAAAUUUACUACAAAUAUGCAGCUACCAAAAUCCCCCUCUUGAUCCGGGACUGGGCUCCAGAACUCCUGGAUUAUCUGAUCAGAAGAAGCUACAAUGUGGAGAACCUAAAGAAAAAUUAAUCAGUCUGAGUUCUCCACUGCCUUUCUGCUCAUAUCUGUCUCUGGGAUUACCUUAAAUCAAGGCCUGGUGUGCUGUGGAGCUCCCUAGCCCAGGCUCCUUCUCAUUUAGGGAAUGCAAUGCUGGGAUCCCUCAUCGUGUGACCCUGGGAUCAUGUGGUAUUCUACAGUCCUGAAAACCAAUGCAGCAUGCCUAGAGUUGCCAAGUGUCUGGUUUUUUACUGGAAUGCCUGGUCGAAAAGGGACCCUGGUAGCUCCUGUCAGCACUACUGACGGUGUUGUUAAAAGUCCAGUAGGUGCCGCAGCGAGACUAAGACAGGCUCCCUCCCUGCCAUGGCUCUGCACGGCUCCAGGAGCCAGCAGGAUGUUUCCCCCACACCCUGGCUCCUAUGAGUAGGGGCAUCCAGGGGGUUCUGCACACUGCCCCCACCCCAAGCACCAGCUCUGCAGCUCCCAUUGGCCAGGAACAGCGGGCAAUGAGAGCUGCGGGGGUGGUGCCUGUGGACAGGGCAGCGUGCAGAGCCACCUGGCCAUGCCUCAGCAUAGGAGCCGGAGGAGGGAUAUGCCACUGCUUCUGGGAGCUACCUGAGGUAAGAGCCACCCAGAGCCUGCACCCCUAAGCAUGUCACUCCUGUCAUUACAGAAUACAAAUGCAGGCACUCCUACUUCUGCAGCUGGGAGCAUGGUGAAGUCAUGUUGGCCUUGAAAACCCAUGUUUUGGAAAAGAUUUUUGAAUUCCGUGCCCUGGGAUUGCAUUUCCUGUAAGUCUUCCUUAGCUCACACUUCUCUGCAUUUGAACAGAUUUAAGGACUAACUGACCUCAUCAGUGAAAUGCAAUGGCCAUUGCCUUUACCUCACCCGCCCUGUCUCAAUAUGGUCUUUAUGAGACAUUUUUAUUUAAAGGAACUAGGCUCUUGUUGCACCAUUGAUUGUUAGUCUAUGUAUUUGUCAGCUGCGUAUGAAGAGAUCUUUGCAGAAGCGGAAGGAUUGUAUUUUAUCCCAUACCUCCCUCUUCUGGUAGAUGAAAUCCUUGCAGCAGCCAGAUUUGAAAUUCACAGAAGAAAGGUUUCAGAGUAGCAGCCGUGUUAGUCUGUAUUCGCAAAAAGAAAAGGAGGACUUGUGGCACCUUAGAGACUAACAAAUUUAUUUGAGCAUAAGCUUUCGUGAGCUAUAGCUCACUUCAAUGCCUUAACAAUAUUAUAACUGCCCUUGUGAUCAAGCAGACUGUGGAAAGGUCAUUUCCACAGCAGAAAUCUGGCUAUGUUUGUUUUAAAAAUCUUUGUUUUGAGCUUUUUAAGCUAAUACACAGCACUUUGUAUUUUAAAUUAAGAGUGCAAUUCCUUCAAAAUUUCUCUAGAUCAAGGAGUCCUGGUUGUAAACAUGGGAAACUACAGUAUCCUGUCCCAGGAAAAAUCAGACAAUCUCUACUCCAGAAAUGUAUCAAUGUUUACUCAAGAGAGAAGACUGCCCCCCACCCAAAGCCAAGUGGCCUGAUUUUCAGAGGGACUGAGUGCCCGCAGCUCAAUGGGAGCUUGGCACCUCUAAAAACCAGCAGGCCAAGACCUAACAAAAGAUAGCCAGCAUUCCAGCAAACCCCAUUGCUUUAGCUAUAGUAUCUGGAAUAAUAUAACUACAUAAUACAGAAUAUAUAGCAAAAGAAGUAUCCAGAAUGUCUCUUACCUCAGUUCUGACUUCUUAGGAGCUGGAUUAUGGUUACAUAACAGCUGACAUUUGUGGUGACUGGGGGAGCAAGGUGACUGCUAGCAGACAGCAGCGCUGGCUUUCUGUUUUCCUUUUUGGGCAAAUAAUUAUUGUUGAUGGAAAUUUUCCAAAUUUAAAUUACAUUUUUUCCACAUGUACAAAAAAAUUGAACAAUGUUCAUGAAAUUGCUCCCCUUUUUCCAAAAAACUCUAAUAAAAGUGUCAAUGUGAAACUCUCCUGUCCCCCGAUCUGAGCUGAAGUUUAAGGAGAGAUGGCUGGACUCUGCACCAUGGGAUUUUUUCAUAACACAUGCUCACGGCUGAACAAAGUAUGAAAGACAGAAAUCUCCCACAACUCCAACCCCGGCCCAACAAAUACACAGAGCUGUGGAGCAUGUACCAGAGGAAAUGUAGUGAUGUAAAUUCAUUAUUAAAAUAAAAUUCACUAACCUUAGAGUUGUGUAUAUUCCCCCCCCCCUCCUUUCUCCAUUACAUCUUUUUAGCCCAUACUACCUGGGUGCAGUGCCAUUGACUCCAGUUCAUGCCUUACC